Molecule: messenger RNA, 2216 nt
Organism: Aspergillus caelatus
Lineage: Eukaryota; Fungi; Ascomycota; Eurotiomycetes; Eurotiales; Aspergillaceae
Product: fatty acid desaturase
Exons: 2
Coding region: 220-1899 (559 amino acids)
Biological process (GO): lipid metabolic process
Cellular component (GO): membrane
Molecular function (GO): oxidoreductase activity, acting on paired donors, with oxidation of a pair of donors resulting in the reduction of molecular oxygen to two molecules of water
Source: RefSeq, a predicted model, not a curated record
CUUCCACCCGCUGCGUACUAACUAAUUAGACCCUCUCUCUGCUGCAACCUUCCUCCACUACUACUUCCCACUCCUUCCGAUCCCUUGCUACCAUUUUCCCUUCUUUUUCUUCUUCUUCUUGUUUUUCUUCCUUCCUUACCUACGCAGGCCGUACGAUGUUGACCCGAACUACUUUACUCUACCGCGACUGAGCUGGAUACGAUCGUUCUCUUAAAUAUCAUGGCCGACACUCUCAAAGCUGCCGCAACACCGACACCCACGUCGAGAAAGGAUACUAUCCUGUCACGGCGUUGGAUCGAAGGUCAGAUCGCCGAAGGCAAGCAUGUUAUUGUUUACGACGACCGGGUGUUGAAAGUCGAUGCAUGGAUCAAAUUCCAUCCGGGUGGUGACAAGUCGAUUAAGCAUAUGGUGGGAAAAGAUGCGACGGAUGAGAUCAAUGCUUUACAUUCAAAGGAAGCGCGCCAGCGGAUGUUGGCCUUCCAGAUCGGACGCAUCCAGGGUCCGUGGUUAAACUUCCUCCCACCGAUCCAAGGCGGGAAGUUCCGCCCAUAUACCGAGGCAACUUGCACGUCAGAUGAAGACAGUUCUGGUCAGGACAUGUCUACACCGCCGUCUCCGAUCUUCGACUCAGUUGACGCUAAGCCCGGCCUCCGCCGGCGAAAGUCUGUUUCCUCGGAUACGUCCGUUUCCACCUCAGCGACCCCGGAGUUUGAGCCAAAGCCGUUCUUUCUCGACGCUCGAACCCAGGAAGAGAUCGUCCUUGAUGUUGCCAAAUACCCGUCUUUGGAUACGGAAAGCCAGGAGAGUAUCAAACAGAAGUAUCGUGCAUUAGACCAGCGGAUUCGUGAUGAAGGCCUAUACGACUGCAACUAUUUCUCUUACUUCAUUGAAUGCUGCCGCUAUACGCUCUUCGCGUCUCUGUCCUACCUAUUCCUCCGCUUGGGUUGGUAUGCAACCUCGGGAUUCUUUUUAGGAUGCUUCUGGCACCAGCUCGUCUUCACCGCCCAUGAUUCAGGACACAUGGGCAUUACCCAUCAUUUCCACGUGGACAGUGUGAUUGGCAUCAUCAUUGCCGAUUACCUUGGAGGUCUAAGCCUAGGAUGGUGGAAGCGCAACCACAAUGUCCACCAUAUUGUGACGAAUGCACCUGAACAUGACCCCGAUAUCGAACACAUGCCCUUCUUUGCCAUCUCGCACCGUUUCCUCACCAGUCUCCGCAGCACGUACUAUGAACGUAUUAUGACGUUUGACGCCUUUGCCAACUUCAUGCUACGCUAUCAAAACUAUCUUUACUAUCCGAUUCUCUUGUUUGGUCGCUUCAACUUGUAUCGCCUAAGCUGGGAAUAUCUGCUGUGCGGUCAAGCGCCGAAAAAAGGCCCUGCUUGGUGGCACCGGUGGUUUGAAAUCGGUGGCCAAAUCUUCUUCUGGUAUUGGUUUGGGUACGGCGUGGUGUACCGUAGUAUUCCCGACUGGGGUAGCCGGCUGAUUUUCAUUUUGAUCUCGCACAUGGUGACUGCCCCGUUACACGUGCAGAUUACUCUCUCCCAUUUUGCCAUGUCGACGGCCGACCUGGGUGUCAACGAGUCUUUCCCCCAGAAGAUGCUUCGCACCACCAUGGAUGUCGACUGCCCAACCUGGCUUGACUUCUUCCACGGAGGUUUGCAGUUCCAGGCCAUUCACCACCUGUACCCACGCAUCCCACGCCACAACCUGCGUCGUACUCAAAAGUUAGUUAUGGAAUUCUGCCGCGACACUGGCAUCCCGUAUGCCGUCUUCACCUUCUACGAUGGCAACAAAGAAGUUAUCGGAAAGCUUGGUGAUGUCGCGAAGCAGGUCCGUAUCCUUGAUGAAUGCCGGAAGUCGUGCGCCCAACAGGGCGUCUUCUCAGACCAUCACUAGAUGGCUACCGUGCUCUUCUAGAUGCGUACUGCCCCUCUGAUUAACCGUGGUCUCUGCGAUCAACCGCAUACUCUGGCCCCGUGUAUAUAUUGCACAGUUGUAUAUAAUAAUGCCUGCGGACUGUCUUGGGGUAUCGGUACCGGCCACCGUUGGAAGAUUUGAUGUCGACAGAUUCGUAAUGCCCUAUUGAUGAUGAGAUAAUGUCCCUCAGUUUGACGUCGGUUAUUAUUUAUAUGUAUGAGCAUCCACUUUAGAGAGUAGAAUUAUGAUCAUACCAUAUGACUUACAAAUCCACGUUCCCUUACAUAUUAUACUUG